AUCUCUCUCUCUCUCUCUCUCUUUCUCUCUCUAACUCCCAUCGAAUCAGCCAAAAUAAAAGUGACCAGAAAAUAAGAAGUAAACGACGUUUCCAUCUUCCGUCGCCAUCACUGCCAAUCAUCCUCAUCUCUCUCUCUCUCUUGCCUUUGAAGAUUUCAAUGAGCUAAAGAAGCUCUGUGUCUAUCUACUCUCUGAGCAGUAAAUGCGGGCUCCUCCUCUUUCCCUGUGCUUUCACUAUCUUCACUCAGAUUUGGCAAAUGUGAUAUCAGCGUAGCCGAGAAGCAUAAAGUUGGUGAAACUCUGCAUUUUCUUGUUUAUUUUGUGGUGGUGUUAGGGUUUUGAUGCGGGAAUGGAGGCGAGAAUGAAGAAGUAUAGGCAAGUGAGUCCGGAGAGAGCAAAAGUAUGGACGGAGAGGUCGCCGAAGUAUCACCAGAAUCGGAAAGUGCCUGUGGUUUAUUAUCUCUGUAGGAAUCGCCAGCUUGAACAUCCUCACUUCAUUGAAGUCCCUCUCUCUUCGCCGGACGGUCUCUACCUGAGAGAUGUGAUUGAGAGGCUUAAUGUGUUGAGAGGCAGAGGGAUGGCCUCCAUGUACUCAUGGUCCUGCAAGAGAAGCUACAAAAGUGGAUUUGUUUGGCAUGAUCUCUGCGAGGAUGACCUAAUUCUUCCUGCUCAUGGAAAUGAAUACGUUCUCAAAGGUUCUGAACUAUUUGAAGAAACUAAUUCUGAUCGCUUUGCUCCCGUCGGAACCAUCAAAAUUCAAAAUCUGAAACAAAUGCCAGAACCGGCAUCUUCUAGAUCUCAAGAUGAUUCCGCGUCAUCUUCAAGCAUGAAUGGCAAGGAACCGAAACAUUCUCAGGAUGAUGAGCUUUCCCCUACUCUUCAACAUCCUGGCUCCUCUGGUGUGUCGCCAGAGUCUAGAGAUGGCAAGAAUUCCUCUUGGAAUGGUUCUCUAAGCUUGACAGAGUAUAAGGUUUACAAGAGUGAUGGAUUAGCAGAUGCUUCUACCCAGACUGAGGAAAAUGUAAGCAGACGUAAAACCCGAGAAACUUGUACACGGGGUGUUUCAACUGAUGAUAACUCAUCAGGACAUGAGUGUAAUAAUUACCACACCCAGGUUCCAUUUGUUAAAGAGAACUCUGAUAUAAGUGAGAAUUCAGUUUCCCCUCCCCCGUCAUCCUCUAGUGCAUCUUCAUCAGGUGGAAAGACCGAAACAUUAGAGUCCCUUAUUAGAGCUGAUGUGAAUAAAAUCAACAGUUUUAGGAUUCUUGAAGAGGAAGAAAUUCGAAUGCCAGCCAAUGCAAAGAUCAAGGCCACUAAUAUGUUGAUGCAAUUGAUCUCCUGUGGGUCAAUUUCAGUGAAAGACCACAGUUUUGGGCUUGUACCAACCUACAGGCCAAGGUUUUCUCAUUCAAAGUUUGGUUCUCCAUUAUUCUCUACUUCAAUAAUGUUAGGGGAGCUUGAUUGCCUCUCAGAGAAUCCAAGGUUGAUGGGUCUGCGAUUGGAAGACAAAGAAUAUUUCAGUGGGAGCCUCAUCGAGACAAAAAUGCUCAAGGAAGAAGGAGAUGGACCAAGUACACUGAAGCGUUCUUCUUCCUACAGUGCAGACAGGACUUGUAAGCAAAUGGAUUCAGCCGAGAAUGAUGUGUUAAUCUCUGGACACUUAAAAUGCAUUCCAAGAUCAAUAAAAGCCUCACUAAGCAAGCAACAGCGAAGUGAGUCUAUGAGAUCACCCAUUUCUGAUAAACCUCGGAGCUCUUCUGAUGAGACCAAUUGCUCUGAAGCCAUACACGGUUGCACAUCCAAUGGCAGCAGCAAAAGAAUAGCAGAACAUGUUAUGGGAAAAAAGCUACCAAAGAAGCUUGAUUCCUUUAGAGAAGAGAAAGAAAAAGUGAUCAAAAUAGAAGAAAGACUUGCUUCAGGAGCUCGGGUUAUAAUCCAAUCCAAAGCGCCAUGUGAUGCAGCAGUUUGCAGCUCGUAGAGCAGAACAUUUUGAAGGCAAAUGUCAGGUGAAGAAAUUGUUUCAGUUGGGGAAAAGUCAUAUUCAAUUAUGUAAAGCAAAACUACUGGUAUUAUUAAAACUUGGUUUGAAUUUCAAUGAUGGCGAUUUCUUGGCGGGUCCAAUGAGAUGAUUCUGUAAAUCUAAAAAAGAGGAAGAGUCACUCAUUUGCCGUGAGUAAGUUCAGGCGUGGUCCACUCAGGGAUCAGCUUUCUUAAAUGGGAUCGUACCUUUUCAUACAA
Molecule: messenger RNA, 2238 nt
Organism: Manihot esculenta (cassava)
Lineage: Eukaryota; Viridiplantae; Streptophyta; Magnoliopsida; Malpighiales; Euphorbiaceae
Product: protein SOSEKI 3
Exons: 7
Coding region: 350-1978 (542 amino acids)
Source: RefSeq, a predicted model, not a curated record